CUGCUGUGUUGCAGUUGGGCAUAGACAGGGGGCAACUUCCGCAAAGUGGGACAGAGAGCCCCGACUGCCGGUACACAGCACACCCAGACGUUUCUCUGUUGUACAACGAAGCGGUUUUGCACACGUCCACACUGCAGUUCGAAUUCUACUUGCUAGAACAUGGAGAAGAAGCAGACGACGAGAACAUCAUCAGCGAGCGCCCGCGCGAUGCUGGGGCUUGCCCCGUCUCCUGACAGGGAUUUGAGCGUCUCCGUGGCGAGUGCUGAUAGCGCGGAUGUAGCGGGUGGCCGUGCGGGUUCACGACCGCCAGUGGCCAUGGCCUCCUCGGUAUCAUCAGCAUCAACGAGGGACGGGUUUUCUUCGAGGAUGGUGGUGCCGGGACUAGGGCUAGUAGAGGACACUAGCCACCACCAUCACCCUUCUCGAGCUCUGUGGGAAGGGAGGGCAACCCCGUCCCCCUCGCCUACCCCACUUCCUCCUUCUGCGGCUUUGACGUCCAGCAGUGCGAGGAUUUCCGGUAGCAGCAGGCCCCUUCUUGUAAGCGGGAGCAGUAUAGAGGCGGGGGGAGGCUGGGUGGCUGGAGGAGGGUCAGCAACGGACACUUUUUGGUCGCCCGUCCUACCGGAAUCCGAUACGGCCCCUCCCAUGGAUAGGGGUAGCCUAGGGGAGCACUGGAGUUGGUUGCAGCAGCAGCAGCAGCAGCAGCAGCAGCAGGAAGCCCUGCAAUCGGAGAAGGGCGUGAUUACCACGCAGCCAGCGUUCGCCUACGGACCGGUAUCCCCUUCCCAGUAUAAGCAACAGCUUGCGGCGGCGGGGAUAGAUCGGCCUGCGCUGAGAGGGCAAGAAUAUCGGCGAGAGAAGAGGUGGAGAUGGGGUUCAGCAUCGGCAGCAGCACGGUCAACAGCGGAGAGAAUUUCAAACAACAGCAACAACAGCCACCCGACAUCUUCUUUGAUGAGGAGUGGCUCCGAAUUAGACAGGCAGCAACGGCAGCAGUCCACCACAGAGUACACCACCACCACUUCCAGGCGGUUUUUGGGUAUUCGGUGGCCCUCUAUGUUGCCGGGAGGUAGGCGGGACAGAUCCGCCACAACAGGGGACGACGAUUUCAGCACGCGUCAAGGUGGCGGCGGGGAGCUGCCAGUGUCCGGAGGAGAGGAUGCCCGGUUACAAGUGUCGCUCGAGGGAGCUCAAGAGCUCGGCAAGGGACUCGGAGGCCACACGGUGUAUAGAUUACAGGUUACAGAUCGAGCAGUAGGGGAGCAGUGGAUGGUGCUGCGUCGGUUUCGGCAGUUCGAAGCCUUGCAUCGAGGGCUGCUGCCCGUACUUUCCAGAGAACCGGAUGCGAACGCGUACGUGCUGCCUCCGAAAGAGGUGUUCGGGGGGAGGCACGGAGGAGUGGUCGCGAAGCGUCUCAAGCUGCUCCAAGUCUACCUGGAUCGCCUCGUCACGUGCAGUGCCGCCCUUGAGCACCGCGCGUUGUCAUCCUUCUUGGAGCUUGAGCCGGCGCUGAGAGGUCUCGGUGCGUAUGGCCGACAUCAUGGCCCAGAGUGCGUCCUCAAGGAGGGUAGACUCUGGGUGCGAGCGUGGAAGGGGGCAUAUAAACCCGUCAUUAACUUCGUUGACGCGGGGCUACACUUACUUGGAUGGAUCAGCGCCCACGCGAUAGUUUCGCCAGGGCCUGUUUUUUUAGUGUACUAUGGCCCCGAGGACGACCCGGAAAAGCCCUUGUGGGCCUUGCCUGAUAAGAGGACUAUCGGCUCGCAGGUCCGUGUUCGACGUGUGGACAUGCGCAAGACGGACGUUGAAAAGGACGGGAAUCGCUUCUUUCUCGUCAGCUGGGAGGAUACAUCACUCCUGUGCCAGGUGGACUCCGAGGCAUCUCUAGACAGCUGGGCACACGCCAUCGACGAAACCGUAGACCUUCGGCCGCAGCAGUCAGAGGAGGACAGGGCUAAGGUGGAUAUUGAGCUGAAGGCGAAGGAAGCGUGGACGACGCGAGAAGAGGGUUUGUGGGGGGGAUUGUAACGUUGGGACCCGGGAAAGCGUGCUGAGUUCACCUUGGACGUCAUCGUUUGUUGUUGAGGGUCGUGUAUUCGGUGCGAGGGGAGGCGCCGUUUGGGGGCUCACCACCAGUGACUUGUACCAAGGUUUGUGCUGAACAAGGUGUUGCAGGCGUCUCUCCGCACAUGUACGGAUUGGGAACCCUACAGUCCGUUGUUUAUAGUGGGGUGUUCACGGUUUCUCGCGCUUUUCCGACCAUCAUGCGAGAAUUGGAAACUCGUGCUGAUGUCUUGCGUUUUUAAUGUACAGGUUUGUCCAUCUUGACCAUUUUCCCAAUCUGUUCGUUUUCCGUUGCUUCGGUGCUUGUGGUCGCGCAGUCUCGAUGCGUGCCGCUUUGAUGCAUGUUUUUUGGACUAAAAACUCUGAAGAAUCGGUUGCUGUCCUUGCGGCAAGGCGAUGCGGGAGGAAGCAUGGGGGUGUACUCAUAGCCGUGCAUGCCGUAGUCCUUAGAGCACUGACCUGAGUCUCGCUCGACCGUUUGCGGAAAGAACCGCUUUCUUCGUUGAUGAUGUCCAGGUUUCUCCUAACCGGGCCUCGUGUUGUGGAUACGGUACCCAACGGAAGGGGCGAAGAACGGAAGCCGUUGUGGUAGUUGCCUGAACACGCUCAAUCUCCCACACUUCUGACAGUUUUCC
This is a messenger RNA of Ectocarpus sp. CCAP 1310/34, 2699 nucleotides long. The record is from the annotation of a GenBank genome assembly. NCBI's taxonomy places the organism in Eukaryota, Phaeophyceae, Ectocarpales, Ectocarpaceae.